ACAAGUAACCCAAAGAAUAGUUAAUAAAAACUUAACGGUAUUAUUUUAUGGUAAACUUGUUUCCUUAUCUAGACAUGACGGGCCGUAGCGUUUUCCAUAACAACGCAAAUUUAAAGUCGUUUAUGUAACAUUAAUUUAUGCGUUUAGGUAGUUUAAUACAAAGAUUAUAGUGAAAUUAAUGUUUUUUUUUUGGCUUAAUGAAGGACGGAUGUUACGUGGUUUUAAAAAGUAGCCAGUGCCUAUGGUUAGAGAUAAAAGACGAUGCGCGACAUGAGAUUUGGUGCUCGCCUCAAACACCAUGAACUUCAAACUCCUCUUCUUGUGGCUCCUGUACUUCGUCCAAGGUCUGCCGCAUGGCUUGCAGUCCUCGCUCCUGCCUAUCUACCUAAGAUCUUCUGGCCUUUCUUUAACCAGAAUCAGCCUAACUAAAGCUCUUUACUUCCCAUGGAUACUCAAAGUACUGUGGGCGCCCCUUGUUGACCAGGUGGGCACUAAGAAGAGGUGGCUGAUGGGUAGUACGUCGGGCCUGGCCUUGGUGUGUCUGGCCAGCUCUGCCCUGUCUCCCGACAGCCACUUUCCCAUGGUCAUCAUGGUGCUGCUGGCCAUGAACUUUCUGGCGUCCGUGCAGGACAUUGCCGUCGACAGCGUGGCGGUGCAGCUCCUCCAGCGACAGGAGGAGGUGGGUUAUGGCAACAUGGUGCAAGUCGUGGGAUACAAGAUGGGUUCGGUGCUGGCCGGCGGGGGUUUGCUGGCUGUCAUGGACAUCGUGGGCUGGAGUGCCAUUUUCCAGGUGCUUAGCUGCAUGUACUGUGCGGUCGUCUUGUACAUUGUGAGGACUCCAUUUCUGAACAAAUAUCAAAUGAACCCACAUGAUGAGAAGAGGUGUCCAAUUGGAGGACUCAACCCCUGGAAAGUAUGGAAGGAACUGAUGACUGUGCCUGGGACCCUGUGGACUGUCAUUUAUGUCCUCAUUUACAAACUAGGUGAACAAGGUGCUGUGACCAUGUUUCCCCUCUUCCUUCUGGACCAUUACAUGAGUGCCCGGGAGCUGGGCAUCUGGAACGGAAUGGUGGCCAUGGGUUUUUCGGUGUGCGGCUCCUCUGUUGCCGGGAUACUUCUGGCCCGGCACAGCAUGGGCUACCUGAUGAGGAGUGCCUUCAUGCUGAGGAUGUGUAGCAUGGCCUUCCAGACCGUCCUCUUACUCCUCUACAGCCAAGCUUCCCUGAUGAAAGGUGCUGCCAUACUGAGUUUGUGUGUUCAGCAUUUUCUGGGUGGACUCAUCACCACUCUCACGUUUACCGCCAUGAUGAACUGCACGCAGAAAGCGGAGGAAAGCAUACAGGCCACUCACUACAGCUUUCUGGCAGCACUGGAGGUGAUGGGGAAGCUGACCUUCAGUGCCCUGGCGGGAUGGGUGGUGGACUGGCUGGGAUUCCCAGUCAGCUUCCUUAUCUUCCUGCUUCUGUCUGCUGCCGCAACGCUCCACGUCUGCAAAGCCACGGAGGGGGGGCAGCUGAAGCACCAGACUAGCUAACACACUGAUUGGGGUGUGGUUGGACUGGUUGGAGGGGUGGAGUUUUCUGCUGAAGCUCUUCCUAUAGGUGGCCUUCAAUAUGCUUCUGAUGCAUUAGGAACAUCCUGAUUUUUAUAUUAUUUUAAUCUAAGCUGCACAUGCAAUGAAUAAAACUCUUUGGAGAGUUUUCUGUAUUGUGGUUUGUGACAGACGGUUGGAUUAGAGACUUAGAAGGCAGUUUGAGAAUUAUUACGUCUGUUUUCUAGAAGAACGAGAGCGAGGACAGCUCUCCCUUGCAUGCUGUGUGUGUGUGUGUGUUACAGAAGGGAUGCCAGCUUCCCAGUCUGGCCUGCUGCUCCCCCGGGCCACAUUGGCCCUGAGGGGGGGGCUUCUCUGACAGCCUGUGGGUGAGACACCACAUGGUUUGCCCCUCUGACAGCACUGAGCCCCCGGCCCCAAAGUUGGGAAGCUGCUAGGCUCCUGAAGUACUGCAACUUUGAAAUUUAGUUUGAGGACCCAUACAUGUUCAGCACUGCCUCGUUCCGAAUCCACUCUAACUGGCACUGCUUAAUUCACUGGUUCUGAUAAUCCUGUGAUUAAGGUGAUGGCUCAUCAAUUUUAAAGCAUGUUCUCAAGCUGCAGAUAACCAAUUAGUGAAGCGGGUAGCUGAGCAGUGCACCCACUGACUCCCACUCGUUAUUUUUGCAUUUUCACGCUCCAUAUCCCUGCUAAUUCAAAUGUUUUUUGCUUGCUGUUGGCAGACUGUUAAUCUCAAUUUAACAACAACCAACCAUAAACAGGUAGUUUUAAUUCGGACGGCUAAUAUUGUUGAACUGUUUAGAAGUCAAGCUGUUUUAGUGCACGGUAUUUUUGAUGCAGUAGGCAUUUAAUUAUGCUCGGAUGGUGCAUGUGCAAUUUCAGUUCGUAAAAUUGCUAACCAGCUCUUCCCCAGUAAAGUAUUGUUGGAAAUUCCAAACCAAAUUAAUAAUUGUUAAGUUUCUUUUCCUAGAUGUUAUUUAUUAAUAAUUUAAUAUAACAUUAAAGAUUUUGCUUUGAAGGGUGGAAUGCUCUUUAACUCGUUUUGCCUUUUUUCCCUGAAAGGUUUUGCUCAUCGCAUAAGCAAAAUAACUUUUGAAGGACAUAGACAACUGUGGUUAAUUAAGGGGCAGCUGUGUCCAUUUUCAUGGCUCCCAACCACCAGCAGUUGAAUAUAACUGACUGACACAUAUCAUUGUCGUUUGCACAUUUACAGUUUUCAAUCUCUGUUUCAGUUCCUUAGUCAGAUUUCUUGUCACAAGAUAAUAUACAUCUUUAUUCCCAGGAUGUGACAUUUUCAUGCAUGCCUCCACCUGUUCAUUUCCUAUAACUGCUUCUACAUAAAUAGGACGCACUAUGGAGAACUGUCUUCAAAUUGAACUGAUGCCUUUAGACCAAGGGAGAAAAUCCCAUGCAGUUGGGGCUCUCUGCCUUUGAAGAAGCCGCUAGGACUGCAUUCUGACCUGCAACCCUCAAAGCACUAGGAUACCUGCAGAGGUUCUUUCCCAGUUCUCUAACAUUUACUUUAUAUAGGCUUUUCUUUCUAUAGUUUGUUUUCAUUUAUUAAAAUUCUGUAUUAACUUUGUAGUUUUGUAUCAUCUUGUACUAUAUAAUUCUUAUGCUAAGUGAUAUCACAAAGGCAGCUUUUCACAGUAACUGGCUGUCCAUUCAUUUGGAUCAAAUGUAGGGCUUGUUAGGGUGGUUAGUCCGACAGGAGCUGGGAAAUGGUCAAAUGGUCAUAGUGUUUAUGUUAUAUUUACUAUGUACUUUUUAAAAACCAUGUACACCUGAGUAGUUUAAGUCAGUCUGAACCGAAAAGUGAAUCAGAUGCUGGCAAAGCUGCAGUUCCUACCCUUCCAUGACAAACCUCAUCAUGCUGUCCUCAAAUAUAAAUGCCAUAGGACUAGAUCUGUAUUGUAUGAGAAUAUUCUUCAGUAUUGACCAAGCCCAGUGAUUUUUUUUCCAUAAGUUCCCCGAGGUGGUACUAUAUGGCUGCUGGUCAUGUACAGAAUAGGGAACAAGACACCUUCCAUAACCGCUAAUCUGAAAUGGUAUUGCAGUUGAGCCUGGAGCCUUGUAACACACAGGACACCAAGCAGGGACUGCCAGUUUACACACAAUGGGCACUUUAGAGACAAUGAUUUAGAAUCAGGAUAGUUUUAUUAUCCCGGAGGAAAUUGUCUAAAUUGAUUCUAUUUACCACAGGAUGCAAUGCAGCGUGAAGUUACAAUGCUACCUACUGAACCUCCGCACUGCCCGUGUGCUUAUUAUUAAAACAGAUGUGUGUUGCAUUUCAAGUGUCAAUAUUCUGCGUCCAGUUAUCAGUUAUUGGAAAUCGGCUAAUGUAAUUUGCAUAGUUCUACUUUUUUGCAAGCAUUGCUGAAUUUGCAAAUGUAUGUUGGCCAAUUUAAUAUGGAAAGAUGUAUCAUUCUUUUAUAAUGUAUAAAAUUUUGCAGGAUUUUGGCGUCUCUGAAAGAUAACAAUGGAAGAUUCCGUUUCUGAUUAUUUUAUGCAUGACAGACUUGGAGAACAAAGUGAUUCGAACACGGAAUACUGCAUACAGUUAAAAGUGGUAAUGUAAAACUUGUUGCUUUGUUCCAUGGAUUGACAUGAAUCAUUAUUUGAAUGAUGUCACUAGGGAAUUUCACAGUUGCUGCCAGUUUUGUUCUGGAUAUUUGUCUGGUGAGUGUUAUUACGUAAUUUUAUUUAUGUAAGGUUUUCGUUGUCGUGUACGGACUGACAGGAUGUUCUCCGUGCAUUUUUAGCUCCCAGAUCUCUUCUGUCUCACAUUGGCUUCAUGGCUAAAAUGCGAGCCUGCACAGAAGCAGUCAGUAAUCUAAUGCAAGCCAUUUUGAGCCUUGCUGCAAUGGGAAGGGUCCUUAAUUCAAGAUAUUGCCAGGAGAUUUAAUACUGCGGUCACGAGACCCACAACACUGAAUGCUAUAACAGGAAGGAGCAAAGAAAAAAACAAAACGCCAAGCUUCUAUCUGAUAAACGGAUUAACGGAUAUGGUAAAAUGGCUCUCUUUGCCGAAUCCUUGCCUUGUACUGUAUUUGGUUUCUAUUGUGGAAAUGCGGGGAUUGCAACAUGUUUCUAACCAUGCAAACAAAAGUGUUUUGUCAGCGCCUGAAGGAAAAGGUGUCGGUUUUUAAGUUGGCUUUGUGUUGAGGCCUGCAGAAUGGGCUGCUGGACCCUUUGUCUUUAUGGGAAACUCUCGGCGACGGUGCAGGGUGACUGCAGUACCUAGGCAUUGGGUGUCUGCGCUUCCUCUCCUGAUAUUCAGACCUUUGUCAGUGCACAGAAAAAGAAAUAUCGGCAUGUUUCCAGAUCAGAUCUAUUUUCAAGUUCUGCUCUUCCCAUCUCCUCCUCUUUUCUUCUCCACUGCCCCCCCUCCCUCUUUAUUUGUUUUUGUUAAACUUUCCAGGACAGACCGUGUUCGUGAUACUAUUUAAAAACAUUAAAAGUCACUCCACACUCUGCGGCUUGGCACUGGGUACAUUGUGCAAGCUUUGAGGAAGCACACAGGCUGUAUCACUGCAGCGCGUCAUGUUGUGCAGGAUUUCAGGAUUUUGAGGAUCAGAUUGUUGUUUUUUUUUUUUAUUAUUUUCUAGUGAUAGAAUAACUUGAACAAAAACACCUUUUCCUUCCCUUAAAAGUAGGUGCACUCAAAAAAAAAAUGUCUUAUUCUGCCUGACUGUGUCUGGAGAAAACAUUUGAAGAGAGCAUACUUUAAUGUAGCAGAAGACAUGAAAAAUCCAUGUAUUUUAUAUUUGUGUCUGUUCACAGUAUCAGUUUCACAGGCUAUUUACAGAAUAUGACAGCUUUGUUCUAAACUCCACCCAGACAGCAGAAAUUACUAUGGCAAACAGUAGAUUCAUCUUACCCACCUGCUUACUGUAUAAAAGGCUUUAAUUGAAGUUCUUUAUUCUAUGUGUGUAGGUCAAAUUCAAGCAAUACUGUAUUGCUUAUAAAAAGAAACCCUGAACCAGCUCCCAAAAUAUUUUCAAUCUGUUCAGCAUGUUAUAGUAAAAUGCCAUGAUUGUUAUUUUGACAUUUUAUGACAGUUGGGGACGAAGAUGUUCGUAAAUCUUAAAAGUCAUCGGUCUGAGUUUUAAGGUUUUGAAUAAAUAGUAAUUUGGGGAACCAAAGUAACCAGAACAUGAUAAAAAUAGCAGAAAGUAAAGUGGCUCAGCAGUAGUGGGUUGGGAGGAAGCACUGGCUUAGCUGCAAAGCACUCACACUGACCCUCAAGCGACAGAGAUGUGACAUGGACCUAAGGUGCACUCUACCUGGGCCGCCAGUGUACAAAUGCCAGAACUGCCUGUCUUUCCGCAGUGUUAGGAAACCUUGGAAAACCUGCAAAGCCAGCAAUCUAUCAUCUAAUCCAUAUCAGUUUGUUCGAACAAACUAUCUAGCUCAGGAGGUGAUUUUUUUUUGUAAAUUGUAAGUAGAAUUGCAUAAAGGAAUAUUUUAAAAACAUAUUUGAAAGAGCAUAUAUCUGAAAGACUUAGACUGUAAUUUAAAAUAAAUGAGUCUAUACUGCA
Molecule: messenger RNA, 6093 nt
Organism: Paramormyrops kingsleyae
Lineage: Eukaryota; Metazoa; Chordata; Actinopteri; Osteoglossiformes; Mormyridae
Gene: slc33a2
Product: major facilitator superfamily domain containing 3
Biological process (GO): transmembrane transport
Cellular component (GO): membrane
Molecular function (GO): transmembrane transporter activity
Source: RefSeq, a predicted model, not a curated record